GUUACAACUUGGCUGGGAAGUUCUGAUUCAUCUCCCGUAUUCACCAGACAUUGCACCUUUGGAUUUCCAUUUAUUUCAGUCUUUACAAAAUUCUCUUGAUGGAAAAAACUUCCAUUCCCAGAAGACUGUAAAAGGCACCUGGAAUAGUUCUUUGCUCAAAAAGAUAAGAAUUUUGGGGAAGACGGAAUUAUGAAGUUGCCUGAAAAAUGGCAGGAGGUAGUGGAACAAAACGGUGAAUACGUUGUUCAAUAAAGUUCUUGGUGAAGAUGAAAAAUAUGUCUUUUGUUUUUACUUAAAAACCUAAGGAACUUUUUCACCAACCCGGGACUAACUACUGGGAUGACCAAACUCUACCUUCUGAGACCUCCCAUCCCCUCGCCUCAGGAAACAACGCCGAUUUCACUGACAGGAAUCAUCGGACAGCAGCACCUCAGACUCCUGUCCUCUCAAGCAGCACCACGGCACCCGGGUCCUCCUGACGCCUGUGAUGCGGGGCCAGGAGCGGCGCGUGGUGGUGGGGCGGCCCUGGGCAGGGAGCGCAGAAGGGCAGGUAGAUGGUGCCCACGUCGGGACGCCAGCAGGUGCGCGGGGUCUUCCUGUUUCUGAAUCCCCUCCAGGUCCUCCCCUCCCCUCCCCCAGCCCCUCUGGGCCCUCACCACACAGCAGCAUCUGGGUAAGGCCGCGUCACUCCUCGGAUGGAUGAACGUCCCCCAGUGCUUCCACUGCGCUUACAACAGAAGCCGCCUCCCGCUGCGGUCCAGGGCCCUGCAACUCCCCCACCUCGCCUUGCACCUCGGCCCCGCCCUCCUUUCCGCUGCCGGACCAGCCCCUCCAGGGCUGCUACUCCUCGCAGGACUUUGCUGAUCACCCGGCGCCCCGCUGGGGCCGCUGUUAUUCACAGCGCCGCUCUGGGUGACAGCUUUUCAUGUCUGUUUACCUGCUUUUCCCUCCCCACUAGCAGGUGAGCUUUAAGGGCACAUUCCCUUGUGUAGGCGUAGCCCUUUCAUCCAGAGCAGUACCUGCAACAUUGUCAGUGUUGGGGAGGUCUCCUGCAGACCGCGCUCCGAACGGCCCGGGCCCCGCCCGCCGCGCCCCGCCCACCGCGCUCCGAAAGGCCCGGGCCCGCCCAACGCGCCGCCAGCGCCCUGCGGAACUCUGCUACGCAGACGUGUUUCGCGGGGAGCGAAUUCGGCGUCGGUCCUGAAGCCCUCCUCAGGGUCUGGCUGCGGCUGCAGCGCAUGGCGGCUCUAGGACAUCCUGCUCGGGAGACAUCGGCAGCCCCAGGGCACCCUACGUGCAGUGACGCUGCCUCCAGGGCCAAGAAACAAAAGAAGAAGAAGAAAACCCGGAAUGGGGCCUCUGCGGCGAAUGGAGGCGGGAAAGCCACAGAAACGCCGGCCUCAGAGGAAGCCCCCCUAAGUGCGGAGGCCCAGGCGGAGCAGCUGGUCCGGGAACUGGCCUGGUGCGUGGAAAAGCUGGAGCUGGGGCUGAAGAUGCAGAGACCCACCCCUAAGCAGAAAGAGCAAGCUCUUGGGGCAAUCCGAACCCUGCGCAGCCAAAGAACCCCCCUGCCCCGGAAGAGGCAGCUGAUGCGCUCCUUGUUCGGGGACUACAGGGCUCAGAUGGAAGCCGAGUGGUGCGUGGCCCUGCGGGCUCUCAGGACUGCUGCCCACUCAGUCCAGGUGCAGCCUGUAGGUGAGGCCGCCAGAAAGAAGAGCCGAAGGGUCUGCAGGCCUCGUCUAACAGGGAGAGCCAAGGACACCCUAGACACUCCUGAUGAAGAGUUUAGGUUCAAUUUCUUUUAGCCUCUUCCCCAUUCUGGAAUGGUCCUCCUCUGCAGUUGGUGCAGGGGUUUGUCUUGAGUGCAGAGCUUUCCAGGAAUGCUCUGUCAGACAGAUGUGGGGUUGCUCUGUCCCUGGCUGGUCAGUGAAUCUGGUGCCAUGGCUGUUGGGAAGAUGCAAGACCUGCAUGUUGGGUACUGACCUGACUGUCAGACAAGCCCAGGACCCCGUUUAUAGGUUUUCAGCUGAAAUGUCUCUCCUGCCAGAAGAGGGAGGUCCAUUCAGAAGUUUAUGCAGUAAACUGAAGUGAGUGUUUAGCAUGUUGUAGAAGGACUCUUUUAACAGGCUUAGGAGCAGACUAAGUAGAUGUUGGUAAUAAGGAUUAGUAGGGAAGCGACAUAGUUAUGCACUGGUGCUCACUUAUGGGAGGAUGUUCUGUCAGGUGGUGUAGAGCUCCAUGCCAUUGUGUCUUAUUGCCAUAAUAAAAGUAUUCCUCACAAAAGUG
Delphinapterus leucas (beluga whale) is the source of this 2286-nucleotide messenger RNA. RefSeq names its product chromosome 17 C8orf33 homolog (gene C17H8orf33). Lineage: Eukaryota; Metazoa; Chordata; Mammalia; Artiodactyla; Monodontidae. The record is from RefSeq and is a predicted model, not a curated record.